UAUUCGCUGCCUCGCGCUGGGUCCGGGAGCGCCGCGGAGAGCACGGGGCCGUGGACAGGGCGCUGCGCUCGGAGCUACCCAAUGCUUGGACUAUCUGCCGCCGCCGCCGCUCGUGCAAUAUGCUGGAGCUCCAGAACAGCUAAACGGAGUCGCCACACCGUUGCCUGGGCUGGAUCGCAGCGCUGCCUUUCCUUAUGAAGAAGACACAAACUUGGAUUAUCACUUGCAUUUAUCUUCAACUGCUCCUAUUUAAUCCUCUUGUCAAAACUAAAGAGAUCUGCUGGAAUCCUGUGACAGAUAAUGUAAAAGACAUCACAAAACUGGUUGCAAAUCUUCCAAAAGACUAUAUGAUCACCCUCAACUAUGUCACCGAGAUGGACGUUUUGCCAAGCCAUUGCUGGUUACGUGAGAUGGUAAAACAAUUGUCAGUUAGCUUAACAAAUCUGCUGGACAAGUUUUCCAAUAUUUCUGAAGGCUUGAGUAAUUAUUCAAUUAUAGACAAACUUGGGAAAAUAGUGGACGAUCUCGUGGAAUGCAUGGAAGAAAACCCAGCUAAGGGUGUAAAAAAAUCGUCUAGGAGGCCAGAACCCAGGCUCUUUACACCAGAGGAAUUCUUUAGGAUUUUUAAUAGAUCCAUUGAUGCCUUUAAGGACUUUAUGGUGGCAUCUGAAACUAGUGACUGUGCAGUUUCUUCAACUCUGAGUCCUGAGAGAGAUUCCAGAGUCAGUGUCACAAAACCAUUUAUGUUACCCCCUGUUGCAGCCAGCUCCCUUAGGAAUGACAGCAGUAACAGUAAUAGCAAGGCUGACAAUUCCACUGGAGACUCUGAUCUACAAUGGGCAGCCAUGGCCUUGCCAGCAUUUUUCUCUCUUGUAAUUGGCUUUGCUUUUGGAGCUUUGUACUGGAAGAAGAAACAACCAAAUCUUACAAGAGCAGCUGAAAAUAUACAGAUUAAUGAAGAGGAUAAUGAGAUAAGUAUGUUGCAAGAAAAAGACAGAGAGUUUCAAGAAGUGUAACUGUGGCUUGUAUCAACACUGUUACCUUCAUACAUUGGCUGGUAACAGUUCAUGUUUGCUUCAUAAAUGAAGCAGCGUUAAGACAAAUUCCUAUUCUGUCUGAAGUGACAGACCUCAUCUUUAUCUGUUCUUGCUACCCAUGACAUUAUAUGGAUGAUUCUGAAAUUGGAACAGAGUGUUUUACUGUGAAACUGGCCUGAAAUUAAUCAUCUAUAAAGAAGAAUUUGCAAGGAGCAGGACUCUGUUUGAAGGACCUGGUGGGGGUGGGGGGUAUCCUCUGGUCUCUUCCAAGACUUGCAAGUCAUGAUGGGAGAAAAAACCCAUUUUCCCAGUACACACACACACACACACACACACACACACACACACACACACACACACACAUUUGCAUGGCUCCUGAAAUGUCUAAGUGCUGAAAAGCCACAAUGCUUUACACUUCAUUUACAGCCUGCAGCCUGUAGUUAGCCUGGUCUCUGCAAGUAGAUUUCAGCCUGCAUAGUGGGGGGAAUGACUUUUUUCUCAAAGGGAUCUAGAAAACAAUUUUUAAAUAAAAAACUCUAUAGCAUCAUGGGGUGGAGAGAAAUAAGAACUUGGUGUGGAGCUGGCAGAUCAGCUGUCUAGUUGCUGAUUAAGGAGAGGAGUUUGAUUUUGGAAUCGUCCUGGUGUAGACCAUGAACAGCCAUAUCUCACUAGAACAAGGAACAUGGCUAGUUGGUUUUACCCAGGCAGGGGAUACAGUACUGAAUUGGAAAUGUAAUGAUUUGAUAUAGGGAAGACUCUCAAAAGAGUCAUCUCAGGAUUGAGCUAUAAACACUGGCCAGCAGAAGAAUGUGCUCCAGGGACAUUUGGCUCCACUGGUGAAGUUGGCAUUUCUCCUUGACCACUUUAGAGUAUAUACAUCAUGUUUGCAAACCAUAAUAGGACAUCUUUAUAUUCUAGAACUAUUAUAGAGUUCAGGAAAUUGGACUUGAGAGAGAAUGCUGAAUCUAUGAAGGUCCCAAAUUUAAUUUCCAUCAUGGGAGAGAGUUAAAAAAAAAAGAUGAUAUUUAGUGUCUAAGGUUAGAAAACUGAACCCACAUGCUGUAAUGGGUGUUGGAAACUAGGUUACUUGGAUUUUUAUAAGAAUGCAAAGAAUCAGGAGACUUUAGUUAUUUAUAGUAUAACCACCAGUAUCUGUUUAAAGGAACCAUUUAUUUAAAACAAAAUCAGGCAGUCUAUAUUCAUUAAGGUUUAUGAAUUAAAAAUGAAAAGAGAGCUUUAUGUAGUUAUGCAUGUCCGUUUGCUAUCUAAAAUGUGUGACAGCAUUUGCCAUAUUGAGUCAAUUUGACAGGAAUUUCUAAGAUGGACAUCAUGCUUUUAAGCUAGACUCUAUAAGACCGGAGGUGAAUUCCCCAUACCAUUUUUUAUAAUCAAAUGAACACCUAGCCAGUCAAAGAACAACUUUUCUUUGCUUCUCACUUUGAAAGCAUUUUGACCAUGUCAUGAACAAAUAUAUAAAAUAAUCUAAAACUUUUCAUUUUGACUUCAUCCUGAGACAUCAUUAACCAUGCACUCUACCUAUAAGACAUUUUUCAGUGUACUUUUUCAAAUAUGGCAUGAAAACUGUUACCUUUUUGUUGAUUAAAAAAAAAAUCCAAGAAGUUCUAGUAUAGUUGGAUUUUAGUUUAUAUUCAAAGCUAAUCCAAGUACACCUCCCAUAUGUGGCCUUUGCUCUUUUUAUACCAAAGAGAGCAGAUGUGAUUUCUAUGGUCCUUUUCCUCUCUAAAGUGCUGUGGUUCCUCAGGCAUCAACAUUUUCUCUAAGAUACAGUCCUGGGCAGAGAGGAGCUUUAUCAACGUGUUCAAACUCUCAAACACAUCAUGAUUUUUAAUAAAAUUAAGCGAUCAUUUUAAUUUCUGAAAGGACCUAUCUGAGUGUGUGGCAAUGCUUGUAUGGAAGAACAUAGGCAUAGGUUAACAUGAGUCAUAUGUGUAAGUGUGUAGAGAUUAUGAAUAUUAAUACUUCUUGAUUUAUUUAUGCAGUGGUUUCAAUUUGUUAAGGCCUAUGAAAAGGCUAUUUACUGAACUUGGAAGUACAGUAAAUACCCUAUUGUUCUCAGAGUUGUGUUUUAACACUCAAGGACUUGGUCUUAAUAGCACUAAGUAACAAAUUAAACAGGUUAUAAAAUUUGACACAGUAGGAAAGGGAGAUGUGUUCUGCCUAUUAAGUAUGUUAGUUCAUUGGGAGUUACAUGGUUUGCUAGGUUUUUUUUUUCUUGUGUGUGUAUGUGUGUGUGUGUGUGUGUGUGUGUGUGUGUGUGUUUGAGACAUGAAGCUUCAAUAAAGUAUAUGAACAAUAGAAAAAUGCUGAACAUUUCUUUGGACACUAGCUGCUUCGAGAGUAACUAUGUCAUAUCCAUUUCCAGACUGAAAAAUAUGUAUCUGCUUAUUUUAAUUCGUUAUGUGUUUAUAGUAUCUUUUUACAUCAAUUAAGGGAUGAUAAACCAUGAAAUAACCUUUUAAAUUGAUGCUAUAUAUCUGGUUGUUCUCUUUUGUAAUGUUUCAAAAUUGCCUUUUAAUUAAAAUGAACUCAGAAGUCUGAAGAUUCUAAAUUAUAUUGAAAACUUUGUACCUCUUUGGUAGAAACAAAGUUCAUCACAAAACUAGCUCUGUGAUUAAUAAUAGGGACUACCCAGUGGCAUUGAAGAAGUUCUGGGUAUUUUAUUAUAACUGAAUGGGUCUGACACACUGCCAUUUUUAAGGAGUCAUAUAUAAUUUGAUUUUUUCAGUAAGAUAAUGGCACAAGUAACCUAUACACAUAAAAAAGACUACACACAUGAAAAUUAUUAAUAUGAAAAAGUUUGUGUCCAUAGUGAAGUACUUGCUUUUGGUAGGAACUAAAACAAAUUUCCAGUGAGCAUUAGCAUACUUUUGAGACACUCUGUUGAGUAGUACAUAAACAGAAAGUCCUUUCUGAAUUUCCGGCUAUUUCCCAAUGUGUUUCUGCAGUUGACUUUGAUUUCAAGGUUUAAUCUUGUUAUGAAUCUUCUAGACAUUCUUUACCUAUUGCUUUCAGAAACAUAUUCUUUCAAAAGGCAAUUUAGCUUAGUGGGAUGGAUGCUGAGCAAGACUACUAGCAAAACCUAGAAGAAUCUACACUGCCAACAUCUGACAAAUGACACCCUCUCCCGCAAGUCCCACCUUGGAUCUCAAUUUUAUAUUCACGUGUGUAGCAAUUCAGGGGGUCACUCCUUAGAGAUGAGCCCUUGUUGCUAUGUGACUGACAAAUAGAUAAAAUAGACUCGAAAUUGCCCCAUACAAAGCAUCCAACUUUGAUCUCUGCAUAAACAACUUGACCAUAAAAAAUCCUUGAUGUUUUGUUUCUAAUGUAAAUAGAGUCCAUUAGUAAAAGUGAAAUUUAGUCUCAAGUACAGUGAAUUGGACCAUUUGCACAAGAGAUGGCUUUUACCUCAGUUUAAAUAAAUGUUCGGGAUCACCUCUGAAGAAUAAAAACUAGUAGUGCAUUUUAGUCAGGAACCAAUGUCAUAAGCUGUGCAUGACAUUUGGAAAGGCACCAAAGUGGGGCAUGUAAAUGUUCUAAUUUUAUUGAACACUCAAAGCAGAAGAUAUGAGACACACAGUUUUCUAGUGCCAAAGGAUAGUUUAUGACCAAUUUAUGAAAGGGUAGUUCAUAAAUUACAGAUAAAAUUGGAAAAGGGGAGAAAGAAUUUUAAAGUAAGCCAACUUAUUUUUGAACAGAUUAAUAUUGUUGGAAAUAUUAUCACUUUUUGCAACUGGUUUCAACAUAUAUCCAUUUGGAUUAAAAUUUACUUAAGGAGUUUGCUCGCACAAUUCAUGGUGUUACUGCUUUCUGUUAACUAGUCUUGUGAUGCCUCUGUACAGGUAAAAUCAUGGUACUUUCAUGUCAUAACAAGAUGUUGUUUUAGAACUGAUCCAUUUGAAAAUGGACAUUCAUAAUCUUCAAAUGUUUCCCAAGCAUUGUUAAUGUGUAACUGCCAUUUCCAACUGCUUUCUUAUUAUGUUUCUGAAAAUAAAAUUAAGAUAACAGUUGUUUAAAACUAUGAACCAUAGUAUUUUCAUUCACUUGAUUUCCAAGCUACAAGACUUUUUCAAUAUAAUUUUUCAAUCAAAGUAGUCUAUUCUCCUAUAUUGUAAGGAUUAAUGUGUGAUUGUAAGGUCCACUUGCCACUGUUUUAUAAGUCAAUGGACUUGAAAAGUAUUUGACGUUUAGAUGGAUGCACAGAUAUACUGCUAGUUCAGUCAUAGAUUGGAGUUUGGAUAUUGUAAUGUAGAUGUAUGUCAACACUAUUCUAAAUAGUUUUAUUAUGACUGAAGUUUAAUUAAAUAAAAAGGUUGUAAAAUGUGAUGUGUAUGUGUAUAUACUGUAUGUGUACUUUUUAAAGUAGGUAUAUGUCCUGACCCUUUUUAUACAGGUUUGAAUUUGAAAUUACAUUAUAUAUACAUAUACUUUAUUGUUCUAAAUAAAGAAUUUUAUGCACUCUC
Perognathus longimembris pacificus (Pacific pocket mouse) is the source of this 5518-nucleotide messenger RNA. It is a transcript of the gene Kitlg, whose product is annotated as KIT ligand. The record is from RefSeq and is a predicted model, not a curated record. Gene Ontology annotation, biological process: cell adhesion; positive regulation of cell population proliferation. Gene Ontology annotation, cellular component: plasma membrane. The transcript has 10 exons. The coding region runs from base 195 to 1016 and encodes 273 amino acids. Gene Ontology annotation, molecular function: stem cell factor receptor binding; cytokine activity. NCBI's taxonomy places the organism in Eukaryota, Metazoa, Chordata, Mammalia, Rodentia, Heteromyidae.